Molecule: messenger RNA, 1026 nt
Organism: Lipotes vexillifer (Yangtze River dolphin)
Lineage: Eukaryota; Metazoa; Chordata; Mammalia; Artiodactyla; Lipotidae
Gene: TRH
Product: thyrotropin releasing hormone
Exons: 4
Biological process (GO): negative regulation of glutamate secretion; positive regulation of gamma-aminobutyric acid secretion; positive regulation of insulin secretion
Cellular component (GO): secretory granule; extracellular region
Molecular function (GO): thyrotropin-releasing hormone activity
Source: RefSeq, a predicted model, not a curated record
AUGCUGGGCUCCCCCAAGCAUUCCUCCAGUAUCCAUGGGGUACUCGUGAUUGCCGGCGGAGCUGGCUGGCAGGCGGGCGGGCGGGCGGGCGGGGUACCCACGGGGCCGGCUGCCGUCAGCGUCCCUUCCCGGCGGCCGCGACCCCUCCCCGCUGACCUCACCCGCGCCGCCGCCUCGCGCAGAUAUAAGCAGCAGCCCCGCCGAGAAGCUGGCAGCCGGCGUCCCGGGUCCUGCGAGCGCUCCCCGACUCCUGACCCGCCCACUCCAGACCCCAAAACUCCGGAUCGGAGCCCAGGAUCCCGGACCAGUCCGCGGAGCUCGUGCCGGGCAGGCGCCGCGAUGUCCGGCCCUUGGUUUCUGCUUGCCAUGGUUUUGACCCUGACCCUGACCGGUGUCCCCGGCGGCCGCGCACAGCCGGAGGUGGCCCAGCAGGAGGCGGCUAUGGCCGCCGAGCAACUGGGCCUGGACAACCUCCUGCGGCAGGCGGAGCCCCUUCUCCUUCUCCGGGAAGACCUCCAGCGACUCCGAGAGGACCAGGAAGACAGCGAAUCAGAGUCCCAGAUCUUUCAACCGCACUGGCUCUCAAAGCGUCAGCAUCCAGGCAAAAGGGAGCAGGAGUCAGAAGAGGGAGUGGAACCCCACAAACGGCAGCACCCUGGCCAGCAGGAGGAUGUGGCUGCAUGGCCAGAGGAUAUAAGCCAGCAGAAGCGGCAGCACCCUGGCCGGCGCUCCUCCUGGCUUGGGUACACUCUCACCAAGAGGCAGCACCCAGGCAGACGGCUGGUGGAUCCCCAGGCCCAAAGCAGCUGGGAAGAGGAGGAGGAGGAGGGAGAGCUGAUGCCGGAGAAACGCCAGCAUCCGGGAAAGAGGGCCCUGGGAAGCCCAUGUGGGCCCCGGGGAUCCUGUGGUCAAGCCAGCCUCCUGCUGGGCCUCCUGGAUGACCUGAGCAGGGGCCAGGGGGAUGAAGAGAAGCGGCAGCACCCUGGGCGGCGAGCGGCCUAGGCCAGGGAGCCCCUGGAGGAGUGA